This is a messenger RNA of Balaenoptera acutorostrata (minke whale), 714 nucleotides long. RefSeq names its product zinc finger protein 875-like. The record is from RefSeq and is a predicted model, not a curated record. Gene Ontology annotation, biological process: regulation of DNA-templated transcription. Lineage: Eukaryota; Metazoa; Chordata; Mammalia; Artiodactyla; Balaenopteridae. Bases 194 to 580 code for a protein of 128 amino acids. The transcript has 7 exons.
GUGAGGAGUCGGCGUAACAGGAACACUUCCGGCCGGUGGAGUCCGCCCAUCAGGCCGGUUGGCAACGGGGCAGACAACAGUAUUCGGGUCCUUCUCACACCUCUGCUCUUAGUUCCCGAGCUUCAGCCUCAGGAUCGAUCUGCCUUCUGAGACUUUGCCCUUCUUCAGGGAGAGCACUCAGGAGAUCAGGAGAAUGGCCACGGGGUUCCUGAAAGCCAAAAAAGAGGCGUUCAUGGCGUUCGGGGAUGUGGCUGUGGACUUCACCCAGGAGGAAUGGAGGUUGUUGACCCCUGCUCAGAGGACCUUGCACAGGGAGGUGAUGCUGGAGACUUAUAACCACUUGGUCUCACUAGAAAUUUCAUUUUCCAAACCAAAACUCAUUUCUCAGCUGGAGCGAGGGGAAGAGCCCUGGAUAGAGGAGAGACAACGUCCGCUGGUUCUCUGUCCAGGAAGCCUCCCUUCCUCUCACUUGGCAUUGUUUUCUGCGGGGGAUACUUGUGACCAGUUCAGUCUGCUGCCAUUUUCAGAACAUCUGGGCCCACUCAGCAACAAUUUCUAUUGGCUGCAAUUUUUUCCCUAGGAUCAAAGCUAGAAAUUCAACCUUGUCCCUCCUGUCCUCUGGCAUUCUCUAGUCAACAAGCCCUCAGCCAACAUGUGUGGCUCAGUCAUCUCCCUCAGUUUUUCUCAAGUUUAUGUGCAGGAAAUCAUCUCCAU